UUCUGUAGGUGUGUGUGUACAUGCAGCCUAUUUGUCCAUCUCUCCUUCGGCUCCAGAACAACAGCAUGAUGCCUGUGUGUUUACUUGACAAACUUUCUGGGAGAAGGCCCCCAACAAUUAUUAACUGGUUCUGAUCUGGACUAAGCUCUCAGAUUUACUGUGUCGUGGGAUGAUUUCAUUCCUGACAAAAUGAACAUCAGAUAUCUUGGAUUAGUUCUGAUUUGGUUUCCAGGAGUGCUUCAUGCACAAAGCGCUGCACAGUCCUGUAGUGCUCCUAAACUGGAUGGUGGUUUCUUUGCCCCAAAGCAAGAGACUUAUUCUCAUGGAACGGAGCUCAGUUAUACCUGUGAUACUGGUCGUAAACCUGUGGUGAAGGGAUGGUGGGCAACAAGCACAUGUCAAACUGGAAAAUGGUCUCAUACACCACAGUGUAUAGACGAAGCAGCGUGCCUUCCACCGGAGAUGCCAAAUGCAAAAUACACAGAAAACCAAAAUGGUUGGUAUGAGGACGGACACAUUAUUAGGAUAACAUGUGACAAAGGAUAUGAACCCAAAGGCCAGGAUGUCACAGCCAUAUGUAUAAAUGGAGCGUGGUCCUCUGUGCCGGUCUGUGAGAAAAGUAUCCUUGCAUGCGGUGAACCUCCUAAAAUCCCCCAUGCAGUCAUCAUUCAUCAGAGAUACCAGGAGAUGUUUGCUGUAGAUUCAGAAGUGCAGUAUGAAUGUGAAGAUGGAUAUACUGUAGAGGGAGCAGAAAAAUCCAUCUUUUGCAUAGCUGGAACUUGGACUAAAGGACCACCGUGCAGAGCCAGACCAACUAUUGAACAUGGUGGAUCCACAGUGGGAACAACAGGUUGGGAGGACACUGAACAAGGCAGAGGAACUGAAACAGGUGCCGUAGGAGGAUCUUCUGCCACCUCUGGCUCAAAUGACAGAGACAGUCAACGUGCAUUCAUGUCAAUUGACCACUGUGGAGAACACCCAAACGUUCCAAACAGUGAUGUUGUACAAGUGAAUCGAAUGUCUUUGAAAUACCAAUGUAAUGCCUUUUACACACAAGUCGGUUCAGACACCGUGACGUGUUACAGUGAUGGCAGUUGGUCAGACCUUCCCAUCUGCAAAGAGGCAUUCUGUGUCGUGGAUCAUACUAGACAUCGUUGGGACAACUUUCAACUAUCUGGAGUUGAAUAUAUCAAGGAAGGAGAGAAAAAGACAUUUCCAUGCAUUUAUUCUUCUUGGAGCAGGGUUUUUCAGUGCAUUAAUGGAAGAAUACAUUAUACAAGCUGUUGUCAUUAUUAUGACAUUCAACGGGGAUUAUGCCAGUAAAGCACAAGAGAAGAACAACUGCUGGGCUGACAACAAAAGCCAAGUUGGAAACUUUUGAAAUACCUCCACCAUAAAACAACUACGCCCAAAAACAUGUUGUCUCAAUUGAUUUUUUUAAAACUUCAUGCACUAAUAACAUGAUCAAUAUUUUGACUGUAUAAGGGUCAUAUGGCCUACAGUAAUCUGAAUUAAAUGUUCACUAGAAAUCUUAACAGA
Micropterus salmoides (largemouth bass) is the source of this 1539-nucleotide messenger RNA. RefSeq names its product complement factor H-like. The record is from RefSeq and is a predicted model, not a curated record. Lineage: Eukaryota; Metazoa; Chordata; Actinopteri; Centrarchiformes; Centrarchidae. Bases 190 to 1323 code for a protein of 377 amino acids. The transcript has 11 exons.